AUGGAGAAAACAUAUUCAUUAACCGCCCACUACGAUGAGUUCCAGGAAGUGAAGUAUGGCAGUCGCUAUAGUAGUGACAUCCUCAGCAAUGGCAUGACUCUUCACCUUGGUGGAAGCCUGGACCGCCAUAUUGGGCGUGGUCGUGGAGGUACUUGGUCAAAUGGUAGAAACAAAGAUCCAAGCAGCAGUGGCAGCGGCGGGAUUCCUCGAUGGAGUCGGAGGGAAAUCUGCCUUCUCUCUGCGCUGGUCUUUGCAGCAGGCAUGUGUGUCAUCUUGGGCAGCAUGCUGGCACUCAAGUACAUUUCCUUAGAUGCCCAGCAGGACCCACAAUGUCGGCAGGACUGCCAGCGCAAGCGCUCACUGCUGCGGGCGGCGCGCUUUGUUCAAGCCAAUAUUGAUCCAACCAUCCAGCCCUGCCAGGACUUCUACUCCUUUGCCUGUGGUGGCUGGCUGAGGCGCCAUGGAAUCCCAGAGGACAAGCUCAGCUACGGUAUUAUUACUGCUAUAGGGGAACACAAUGAGGAGAAAUUACAGCGCCUUUUACUGGAGCCCAUACGGAGGCGCGGUGAGUCCUCAGCUGAGCGCAAGGUUAAGGAGUUCUAUCGAUCAUGCGUCAAUAUCCAGGAGAUCGACAAGUUGGGAUCUGACCCCAUGAUGGAGGUGAUAGACAGCUGUGGGGGGUGGGACCUGGUGGGGGCUCCUCCAAGUGCUGCUGGCUAGAGGGAGGGCGCCCCCAGGCCAGACUUCAAUGAGUUGUUGUAUAGGACACAGGGGAUGUAUAGCACUGCUGUGUUUUUCUCCCUCACAGUCAAUGUGGAUGACAAAAAUUCCUCCAGGAAUGCCAUCAGGAUUGAUCAGGAAGGACUCACACUGCCGGAGAGAAGCCUGUACCUGGGACAGGAUGAGGACAGUGUUAAGAUCUUGGCGGCAUACAAGGCCUUGAUGGAGCGCUUGCUGAGCAUGCUGGGAGCAGCUCACAAUGCCACACAAAAGUCCAAAGAGAUCAUACAGUUGGAGACCCGUCUGGCUAAUAUCACUGUAUCAGAAUAUGAUGACCAAAGAAAGGACAUCAGCACCAUGUACAACCGCAUCACCCUCAGGCAGCUACAGCGCAUCGCUCCAAGCCUUCACUGGAAACGUUUGCUGGACAGAAUCUUCCAUGAUAACUUCUCCGAAGAUGAAGAGAUUGUGGUGUUAGCCACUGAUUACAUCCAGAAAGUGUCUGAUAUAAUCAAGACAACUUCAAAGAGAGUUCUCCACAACUACAUGCUGUGGCGCAUUGUGGCAGCACUCAGUGAACAUCUGUCGACCGCCUUCCGCAGCACCAUCCACGAGUUUUCUCGGGAGAUUGACGGCACAGAGCAGCAGCUGGAGCUGGGCAGACUCUGCCUCACCCAGGCCAACAAACACUUCGGCAUGGCACUGGGAGCCCUGUUUGUCCAGCAGCACUUCUCCUCGCAGAGCAAGGCCAAGGUACAGGAGCUGGUGGAGGACAUAAAACACUCCUUAGACCUCCGCUUGCAGGAACUGGACUGGAUGGAUGAAACCACCAAGGAUGCAGCCCGAGCAAAGCUAAAGCACAUGAUGGUGAUGACAGGAUAUCCAGAUUUCCUGCUCAAACCUGAGCUCAUAGAUCAAGAAUAUGGGUUUGACGUGGAUGAAAAGACCUACUUCAAGAACAUCCUCAACAGUAUCAAAUUUAACAUCAAGCUGUCAGUCAAGAAGAUCCAUGAAGAAGUGGACAAGACAGCGUGGCUGCUCCCCCCUCAGGCCCUUAAUGCGUACUACCUCCCUAACAAGAACCAAAUGGUUUUUCCUGCUGGUAUCCUUCAGCCAACUCUAUAUAACCCUGAGUUUCCACAGUCUUUGAACUAUGGGGGAAUAGGCGCCAUCAUUGGUCAUGAACUAACACAUGGCUAUGACGACUGGGGGGGCCAAUACGACCGCCAUGGCAACCUCAAACAGUGGUGGACUGAAGAUUCCUACAGAAAGUUCCAGAAGAAGGCUGAAUGCAUCGUCAAGCUCUACGAUAAUUUCACAGUUUAUAACCAGAGGGUUAAUGGGCGCCUGACACUGGGAGAGAACAUAGCAGACAUGGGAGGACUCAAACUGUCGUAUUAUGCGUAUCAGAAGUGGGUGAGGGAACACGGUCCAGAGAGACCCCUGCCAGGGCUUAAAUAUACUCAUGAGCAGCUGCUGUUCAUCGCUUUUGCACAGAACUGGUGUAUGAAGAGAAGAUCUCAGUCAAUCUACUUGCAGCUGCUAACGGACAAACAUGCGCCAGAACACUACAGAGUGAUCGGCAGCGUUUCUCAGUUUGACGAGUUCGCCCGUGUGUUCCACUGUCCCAGAGGUUCCCCAAUGCACCCUGUGGACAAAUGCUCCGUAUGGUAACUCGUUAACCUCCGGCUGACCUGCACAGCUACAGACCCGACCUGUGCCACGUCUCAUUCGUCAGAGCUAACAGAGCGAAUUGUCGGCAGAGCACAGCUUGCUCCGGAUGGAAAUCUACCCAACAUCGGUGCAAGGAUUUCGUCAGCUGAGGAAGUUUAUGCAAGUGUCAUUUUUAACAGCAAAAUAUCCAGAAACCAUGGGCCACACACACAACCAUUGAUCAUGUACAUAUAACAUUUAAUUAUAUAUUUUUAUAUAUUUAAAUUUGCAUUUUGUUUUCAAAAUCAUCUAUUUUUGUAUUUUAGCAUAUAUCAGAUAUAUCACAGAUUCACAAACUACUUGUUUUUUUUUUUCAGCAGCAUAUUUCCUCUUUUGUUCUCUUCUUUGUAGCAUCAACUAUAAAAAAUAAUCAAGUAAAAUUUAACAUUAUUAAACAAAUUAUGAUUCUACUCCUGAAUGUAAUGUGGACAAGGACCAGUUUCAGAUGAACUGCAAUCAGCAGCAGCGUCAGUCACAAAGCUGUGGUUUGUUUCUGAGUCGGUAAAUCGAGUUUGCCGAUUAGUGUGGCGAUGCUGCACCCUUGUGACAAAACGUAACAGAAGUCACCGUGCAAUCAUCAUGUUAUCAUGACUGUGGUAUUGUUUGCCUGCACUGGUCUUGUUACUGUGCUUGUAUGUUGUUUAAGUCAUUAAUUUAGGGGGAUGGGGUGUCGGGGGGAUGCAGACUCAUGGUGAAGUUUUUCUCAGGAUUUGUAGUGCAGCACCAAAAGGAGGAGAUGAUCUUCACAUUCACCUCUUCAGCAUACCAGAAGUUUCUACCAUUCAAAGAAACCACAGCUGAUAUUAAGGAGAUCGGUUUGGGACUUUGUUGUUUUUUCCUCCCCUCAUUGGAGUUUGCAGCAGAAACUGCACCUUUUUUCUUGGAACUCAAAGAAUUUCUGAUGAAUUAUUGACAUCGCUGUGUUUCCUGAUGAUGUUAAUCAGUUUACCAACCAGCACUCUGUGUAUAAAAGGUACAUCUUUGAUGGCUGGAAAUCAUACAUUUGUAUACAGUGUUAUUUAAGAGUACUUUUGUAUUUAAAAAAAAAAAAUCUCUUUGUAUAGUGGCUGUGGGUAUCAGAUGUUAUGUUGUACAGGUUGUUUUGCUGAGAGUGCAUGCUCCCCUCUCUCGUCUCUAAAACUGACCAACACAGUUCUGAUGGAUCCACGUCACACACAUUAAAACUAACCUGUCUGACUCUGUAGCUGCUAGCUGACCCGUGGUUGCUGUCCCUCCUUCCCUGCUGCUCACACUUUCAUGUUUAAAUAAAUCCAGAUCACUCGCUGU
This is a messenger RNA of Thalassophryne amazonica, 3720 nucleotides long. RefSeq names its product endothelin-converting enzyme-like 1 (gene ecel1). Gene Ontology annotation, cellular component: plasma membrane. The record is from RefSeq and is a predicted model, not a curated record. Gene Ontology annotation, biological process: protein processing. Lineage: Eukaryota; Metazoa; Chordata; Actinopteri; Batrachoidiformes; Batrachoididae. Gene Ontology annotation, molecular function: metalloendopeptidase activity.